CCCUUCCCACCCUCUCCUUUCUCCUCACCUUUUUCUUUCUUCUUUUCCCCUUCACCCAUCCUCCAUUUUAUCAUCCCAAUAAAUCCUCUUUAUUCAUAUAUAAAUAUACAUGUACCAACUAUACACAAACUACUUAAUCAAGUGUCUACAAAAUAUAUAGAACUCCAUAGAAAACAAAUUUUUUUUCUAAGUUUUGAGUAUGACAGAACCCUACUAUAAUUUCUUCACAGGAUGGUUCAACUUCCUUCCUCUUCAUCAACAAUAUAUUUCAUCUUCCAACUUUUGUUACAACAAAGAAAUUGCACCUUCUUCACCACCACUAAGAGAAGCUCUUCCACUUCUCAACAACAACAAUAAUAAUAAUAAGUAUUCUUGUGAGAGUAGUACUACUACUUUUUCUCAUGAGGAAAAUACUACUACUAAUUAUUAUAAUGAAAAUGUGAGUGUAUCUCUACAUAUAGGGCUUCCAAAUUCAUGUGAAGGAGUAGUAGAUAGUGGAGGAAAUAAAGAAGAAGAUCAAUUUGAUGUGGUUUCUAAUGAUAACAAUAAUACACUAAAUAAGGGACAAUAUUGGAUCCCUACUCCUUCUCAAAUCCUCAUUGGUCCAACACAAUUCUCUUGCCAUCUUUGCUACAAGACUUUCAACAGAUACAACAAUCUUCAGAUGCAUAUGUGGGGACAUGGAUCUCAAUACAGAAAAGGUCCAGAAUCUUUAAGAGGUACACAACCAAGUGCAAUGCUAAGGCUACCAUGUUACUGUUGUGCACCUGGUUGUAAACACAACAUUGAUCAUCCAAGAGCAAGGCCAUUAAAAGACUUUAGAACACUUCAAACACAUUACAAGAGGAAGCAUGGUGCCAAACCUUUCAUGUGUAGAAAAUGUGGUAAGCCAUUUGCUGUGAAAGGUGAUUGGAGAACUCAUGAGAAGAAUUGUGGUAAGAUUUGGUAUUGUAUUUGUGGAUCUGAUUUUAAGCAUAAGAGGUCUCUAAAAGAUCAUAUUAAGUCAUUUGGACGCGGUCAUGGCGCGGUUGGGGUACCUAAUCUUGAAGAACUAGAGGAAGAAUCAACGUCCGAGAUUGAACAAGAUUUAAUGUAAAUCGUUGUUUACAGUUCAGUGCUAAGAACUUUAAAGGUCGAAGGCUUUUGUUCGCCCUCGAACGAGCUAUAUGUUGACUUUUGCUUUUGUUAUGAUAUUCAAAUUCUCUUUUUUAAAGUUUGUUCUAUUUUAUUUUUAUUUUUG
Molecule: messenger RNA, 1240 nt
Organism: Solanum stenotomum
Lineage: Eukaryota; Viridiplantae; Streptophyta; Magnoliopsida; Solanales; Solanaceae
Product: zinc finger protein WIP2-like
Exons: 2
Coding region: 200-1096 (298 amino acids)
Biological process (GO): anatomical structure development; regulation of gene expression
Cellular component (GO): nucleus
Molecular function (GO): DNA-binding transcription factor activity
Source: RefSeq, a predicted model, not a curated record